Molecule: messenger RNA, 4059 nt
Organism: Fonsecaea multimorphosa CBS 102226
Lineage: Eukaryota; Fungi; Ascomycota; Eurotiomycetes; Chaetothyriales; Herpotrichiellaceae
Exons: 3
Coding region: 1-4059 (1352 amino acids)
Source: RefSeq, a predicted model, not a curated record
AUGGCCUCUAGCAGCAGCAGAGGACAGCCACGAGCUGAGCCAGACCGUCUACCAUCUCAGGACGCCCUCGAGAACACAGAAGCAGCACGCGGACCCUCUGCAACUGACAGUGUCCCUUCCCAGCGUCAACUUCCUCAUAUCUUGGACGAUGGCAUCACUGAGCUGUGGUGCCCUCCCAAUCCUGCGCAUGUCGUUGCCGACAUCUACUUUGUUCACGGCCUGAUGGGUCAUCCAUUCAAAACGUGGUAUCACCCAAAGGCAGCAUCAGCACAGAAAAGCCAGGACAACCCAGAGUCGAAAAAGUAUAGGCUAUCAAAGAUAUUUGGUCGGAAACAUGAAGACAGACGAGAGACAAGUGGGAACAGUUCUGUGGAGCCUUCACCGAAGGAACGCGGCUGCUACUGGCCCCUCGAUCUGAUCCCUAGUGAUUUCGAAAACGUACGAGUCCUUACCUGCGGCUACGAUUCGCACCCGACACGAUUUCUCGCUGGGGGAAAUCAAAUGAACAUUUCUCAACAUGCCCAAAACCUUCUUCAGCGCAUCAGGACUACUCGCAGUCAUUGUCAAGGAAGACCAAUCAUAUUCGUCGCCCACAGUCUCGGGGGCAUAUUGGUUGAGGAUGCCAUUAUUGAAUCGAGAAAGUACGAAGAUCAGCCUGCGGUCAUGGACAUCAGCCGCUCCUCUGUCGCCAUUUUCUUCUUUGGAACCCCCCACCAUGGGUCAGACGCUGCAAAGUACGGUGAAUACUUGGGGAAGAUCCUUGAAACCUGCGGCGUCGGUGUCAACAAACAGAUCUUGAGAGGACUCCAGAGGAAUGGAGAGAAGCUAAGCAGCGUUGAACGUGACUUUAAUGACUUGAUCAACAAACCAAUUCCAGCCAGUGAAAAGCUUCAAAUAUGUAGCUUCCAAGAAGGGAAGACAGUGACUGGUUUGAAGUUCUUUCCCAUUGGAAAGGUAGUGGAAGAUUCAUCUUCUUGUUUCAAUCGCAGAGACAUUGAAACUAGCUUCUUUAUCAAUGAAAAUCACAUGGGGAUGACACGACUCCAAUCUGCGCAAACACAAGGUUACGUGGAUUUUCGAUCGAUGUUGAGAGAAUAUCUGCAAAAGAUCGGAACGACCACCAAUGCGCAGAGACUUAGGGAACAGAGGCAGGAGGAUGAACGAGCAGCCUUAAUGAAGGCCCUCGAUUUCGCCGAUAGAUCCAUCCGCGAACAACAACUGAGUAGCCUUGACACGCCGGAGGAAACAUUCACAUGGAUCUGGGCUUCGCCUUUCAAAACUUGGCUCGAGAACGAGAGCUCUAUCUUCUGGAUAUCGGGCAAGCCGGCUAGUGGCAAGAGUACACUCAUGAACUACAUUCGCAAAGCCAGCAACACCCGCAAUAUACUGAACAACUGUUCCCGCAGUAACUGGAGUAUGAUUUAUUUCUUUUUCGAUUUUCGAGCUGGAAGCGGCAUUGGCAAUAGUAUGGAAGGUUUCCUUCGAUCUCUACUCCGUCAACUAUGCGAAGAAUUGCCCAUUGUUACCGAGACCUUUCCAGAACUUGCGAAACUUGUCACCCGUCCUUCACAACCACAGCCUGCUACAUCUUCUGAGGGGCACAUACCUCUUGAUAUCUUGAGAACAGCGCUUCUUCGCGGGAUUCGGAGCUGUUCAGAUGGUUUGAUGAUUCUACUGGACGGCCUCGAUGAAUACGAGGGAGAACAGGUUGGACUGUGCAACUUCAUCAAAGCCCUCCGCGGAGACAAUGUGAAAAUCUGUAUUGCCAGCCGACCUGAUCCUCCGUUUCCAGACGCCUUUGCUGGGCUACCUUCUUUUCGGAUGCAAGAUCUCAAUUUGAGCGCCAUCAAAAAGUUUGGUUUGCAUGUCCUUGAGCAAUUUUAUUCUGGUCGGCAAGAUGUCCCGUCUACCUUACAGUCUUUAGCAGAUGAUGUUGCACGAAGGUCGCAGGGUGUCUUCCUGUGGGCAAGAUUCGCUAUAUUUGAGCUCAUAAAAGGCCUCACCCGCGGCGAGAAGCUGGGAUCCGCCGCACUGACGCAAAGACUGGAGGAAAUGCCACCGGAGCUACAACAAAUUUAUUCCCGCAUAUUCCAUCGCUCUCCCAGAGAUGAGAGAAAGCUGGCAGGGCUCAUUUUGCUCCUGAUUUGCUACAAAAUGGAGGAAAUCACUUCCGAAAUGUUACAAAUCGCUAUCUCUUCCCUUCCGCCGUCCUCACCAUUGUAUCCUGGUCCCGCAACGCUCGCAGCUGCGCGAGGCGGCGAGGACGAGUCCUCGAGACGUCUCCUGGUUGUCACGGGCGGAACGGUGGAAGAAUACACGGCACGAGUAGAAAUUGGGCGAAACACAUUCCUCGGCAGUCUGCCUCGCUUGAUUCAUCGGACUGUGAGGACUUACCUUGAGCGAGGUGGUUGGGAGGAGAUCCUUGACGACAUUUACAGCCCCGAACUGGGCUAUAAAACAUGGACCGAGAUCUGUACGCAGACGAUCAUGGAAGGAGAACCAAAUCUAGCCCAUCUGCAAUCGCUGUCUCCUUCCGUUCUUUCCGACUUGCGUCUCACUAUAAGAGAUGACCAUUCCGAUGAUUACGAUAUCAACAGCGACGGCGGAGAAUCUGUGUCUUCCUCUCAGCAGAGCUUUCUUGACAAUCCUGAUGAAAGUCCCGGCAGCAUCGCAACAAGCCAUCGUAGCGGUGAUGUAGACUUUCAGCCAGGUUCUGCCAACAAACCGCGAGUGGACAAGUUCACGCCCCAGACUAUGUUCCUAGGCUAUGCCGCCACUAACGUACUUUCCCACGCCUCCUCUUAUGAGGAGGCAUCGGUGACAUCCUCGUCAGUAUUGAUUGAGGCGCUGGGCCAUCCUCCCUUCGUAAACUUCCAUCGAGCCGUGAGUGGUGAGAUGAGAUGCUUUGAUUCCUGCUGGCGCAUUCACAGAUCUUCGGAAGCACGCGGUUUCAGAACCGAGUUUGUCCAGUUUGCUAUUGCUCAUGGAUUGCAUUAUUAUGUGAAAGACUACGUGCGAGAACUAAAGGAGAGACAGCCAUCGAAAUCCUCCAACUAUAUUGUGCACAGGGUCCUCAAGAUGAUGGAUUUGAAGAGGACCCCGGAUCCUGCCAAGAUGAUCAGGCUGCUCAAGGAGGCUGCCGUCUUGUCUGCGUUCCAAGAAGGAUCGUGGAAACCAACGGGCAAUUUCCUUUCGACUGCCUCUUUCUUACUGAAACAGUGUCCCAUCGUGGAAGAUGCUGAAAUCAUGGGCGCAGUGGGUAAUCGCGCGCCUAAGCUGCUGAGACUGCUGUUGAAAUACCGUGCAGGAGAUAUUAGAUUGCUGAACGUUCGCACGGAGGAGGCAGCUCUCUAUCUGGAUACCAGCACUCGAUGGUCGCAGAGCGAGGGGGUCCACCCGUUCGUCGCUCUUGAUUAUGCAUUAUAUUUGAUGGUGCGCGAUGACUUCCAUAAAGCCACACAAGAGGUAAUUGCCAUCUUAAUGGAGAGGGGAGUCCAGAUAAACGGUUCUUGCGGACCUCUGGGGGGUGUAUUGCACUAUAUCAUCAAUGAAGUGCCCGAUAAUCCUCACGCAGAUGAUAUCGUUCGUUUCAUUGAUCUCCUAAAGGGGAAGGGGGCGGAUAUCAAUCAACUUGGUCGACAAGGAACACCUUUGGAGUUUCUAUGGGAAUUAGCCAACACAAGAGAGGUGGCUAACUGGGAAAGGGCCACAUGUCGUGCAGUGCUACGCAAUCUCAUUGCCCAUGGGGGAGUCAACAGACGCAAGGAUCCGAACGGUCUGGUGCCCUCUGUGAUCCAGAUGGAGCUGUUUGCUUGCAACUGGACUGAUUAUCAGGAAUGCAUUCGGUUUUAUCGGCAAGGACCACGUGAUGGAGGGUCGGUGUGGCCAGGCCCCGUGCCUCUGCAUCCAGAUGAUUGGGAUAUGGGGAAUGGCUAUUAUGAUUUUCCGUUCGGUGAGGCGAUGAGAAAGUACCGCGCUGCCAUGGGCAUGGAAUCGGUUGACAAUGGCGGUGUGGAUGGAGACCGUCGAGGGGACGUGCAGCAGGGACAGAUCGACUGA